Messenger RNA from Pieris napi, 3469 nucleotides. Its product is annotated as AMP deaminase 2. Gene Ontology annotation, molecular function: AMP deaminase activity. Gene Ontology annotation, biological process: AMP metabolic process; IMP salvage. NCBI's taxonomy places the organism in Eukaryota, Metazoa, Arthropoda, Insecta, Lepidoptera, Pieridae. The transcript is spliced from 17 exons. Gene Ontology annotation, cellular component: cytosol. Bases 60 to 2348 code for a protein of 762 amino acids. The record is from RefSeq and is a predicted model, not a curated record.
CGCAUUUGCCAGCGUUGGAGAGGUUGUGUCGGAUGGUUUAUUGAGAAAUAAUUGUUGCCAUGGCAGCGGGCUUCGUCGGUUCGACGAAAAGCUUUCCAUUCUCCUUUGAUGUCGACGUAGACGAGGAGGAACACAGUAGGGGCACACCUCAUCUCAAUAAACGAAUAGGUAGUGAGAGCCCAACAAGUGCAGUAGGGGCGGAGGCACCCCGGGAGCUUCCAAAUGAAUUGUCGGCGCCCUACGAGGUCCCACAGUUCCCUAUUGAACAGAUUGAGAAGAAGCUGCUAAUACAGCGUCAGCUCAAUGUCAAGGCUGCAGAAUGUGGGCAGUCAGCUCGCUCGUUCGCGGGUAGCGAGGCUGGCGGAGCGGUGUUUGAAGAAGCCGCCCGCCUAAGAGUUGAUGAUGAUGACUUGGACGUCAUACUUCCUCACUUUCAACGAGUGGCCAUCAGCGGAGAAGAUACCUCCGGGGUCCCGCUAGAAGACUUGCAGCAAGCCUCCUCUUAUCUGGUGCAAGCUUUAGAUAUCCGCAAGCGAUACAUGGAUAUCUCCAACCAGACCUUCUGCAGCAUCACGGCUCGAUUCCUUAGAUCAAUAGAUCCAGAAGCGGAAGCCAACCAUACGCCGAUUGUUAAAGCACCUCAAAGACAUAUAGCUGAUCACAUAGUCCACCCCCCUUUCAAAGACAACAAAGACCCGUGGGAAUGUCCAAUGCCGGAACCUAAAAACUAUAAAAUCAAGUCGGAUGGCGGAGUCUUCAACCUGUACAGAGACGAGGAGUGCAAAGACAGAGUGCCGUACGAGUACGUCACCCUGACCCAGUAUAUACAGGACAUGAAUGUCAUGUGCACGAUGAUCGCUGAUGGACCAUUGAAAUCGUUCUGCUACCGUCGCCUGAGUUACCUAUCAUCCAAGUUCCAGUUACACGUACUUCUCAAUGAGUUACGUGAACUCGCGUCACAAAAGGCCGUUCCGCACCGGGACUUUUACAAUAUUCGCAAAGUAGACACACACAUACACGCGGCAUCGUGCAUGAAUCAGAAGCACUUACUUCGAUUUAUUAAAAAGACGCUGAAAAAUCAUGCUGACGAGGUGGUGACACUCCACAAAGGCACCCCGAUGACCUUAAAGGCUGUUUUCCAAUCAAUGAAUCUUAGCACAUACGAUCUUACCGUUGACAUGCUCGACGUACACGCAGACCGCAACACGUUUCACCGAUUUGACAAGUUCAACGCCAAAUACAAUCCUAUCGGAGAAAGUAGACUUAGAGAAGUCUUCCUCAAAACUGACAAUUUCAUGAAUGGAAAAUAUUUCGCUAGGAUAAUUAACGAAGUAGCAGCAGACUUAGAAGAGAGUAAAUACCAGAAUGCAGAGCUCCGUCUGUCCAUAUACGGGAAGAGUCCCACAGAAUGGGCCAAGUUGGCCAAAUGGGCGAUACAGUAUGACGUACACUCCAAUAAUGUACGCUGGCUGAUACAAAUACCACGGUUAUAUGAUAUUUUCAAAUCAAACAAGAUCAUGAACAACUUCCAAGAAUUCUUGAGUAACAUUUUCGAGCCUCUCUUUGAAGUGACCAAAGAUCCCAAUAGCAAUAUUGAGCUUCACAAAUUUCUUACGCACGUAGUCGGAUUUGAUAGUGUGGACGAUGAAUCGAAACCGGAAAAUCCGAUGUUGGACGUGGACGUCCGUGUACCCGCGCAGUGGGAUGACGAGGAGAACCCGCCCUACGCCUACUACCUUUACUAUAUGUACGCUAAUAUCACCGUGCUGAAUCACUUUAGGAAGGAACAAGGUCUGAACACAUUUGUGUUACGACCGCACUGUGGUGAAGCCGGUCCAGUGCAACAUCUCGUAUGUGGGUUCAUGCUUGCUGAGAACAUCUCGCACGGAUUGCUUUUGAGGAAGGUGCCAGUCCUGCAAUACCUGUACUACUUAGCCCAGAUCUACAUCGCGAUGUCACCUCUGAGUAACAACUCCCUCUUUCUCAAUUACCAUCGCAAUCCGCUUCCGGAGUUCCUGGCACGAGGCCUUUGCAUCACACUCAGUACUGAUGACCCGCUGCAGUUCCACUUCACCAAGGAGCCUCUAAUGGAGGAAUACAGCAUUGCGGCGCAGGUGUGGAAGCUCAGCUCGUGUGACAUGUGUGAGCUCGCACGGAACUCGGUGCUCAUGUCGGGCUUCCCGCACGAGAUGAAACAAUAUUGGCUCGGUCCCACCUACACGAAGGAGGGUGUGGCCGCAAACGAUAUAACUCGCACUAACGUACCGGAUAUACGUAUCUCCUUCCGUUAUGAGACUAUACUCGACGAACUAACCAAUAUAUUCAAGGACGGGAUGUCGACUCGCUGAAACCGGAUGGGACUGCUUUUGAUAUCAUUUUGUAUAAUGUAUAAAGAGCAGUAGAUUAAAAAAAAAAAUUAUAAGACCAUAAAAAAAAUUGUUUUGUUUAAAUAUUGUACCAAUUAAUACUAAUCAAAGCAAUUUUUCUCUUUUUCUUUUGCAUUCCAAAACAAUGGUUUACGCGGUUGCAAUUUUUAUUAAUAUGACAUAAAAAAACUGCUAUUUGUACAUUUAAUUCAUUUGAAUGAUUGCUCAUUUAUUGUGGUUAGUUGUUUAAGUUAAAAAACAUAAACCAUUGAUCUACUGCUUUUUAUUAAUGUAUAUUUUCUUCUUCUAACUUCUGUAGUUUUGGAUAUAUGUAUUAUAUAUUUCAUCUAAUCCACACUUCCACUUAAUUGUAUUUUAAUCAUUGUUAAUUUAAUUGUCUAACAUAUGCUGGUAUAUUUAUGGGUUAAGAAUCAUUUGCUUUUGGGGUGAUGUAUAAUGAUACUGAUGUGAUAAUUAGGUGCGAAUUGCUUCUGAAAUCUAUUUCAUCUUUUUUUAUCAUUAUAAAACAUUUUUUACUGGUUAAUUGUAUUAAAAUUAACCAAUACAAAAUGUCUAAAAUAAUUAUUUAAAAAUUCAAGAAUCUAAAUGGACCUUGUCACAAGUGUUGCAGAGAAUAGGAAUAUUUUUAGGAUGCCGUUUAGUCAAAAAUUGUAAUCCACAAAUAAAAAUAUUUGGUCCCUUUUAGUGAUACUAUAUCUAAUUGAAUAUUUGUCAAAUUUUGCCUUUGGGUAUAAGAUGUAAUCUAUAUAUAUAUAUAGUACUAUAUACUAUAAACGUAUAUAUGUAGCGUCUAUAUAUGGGCUAUUAAUUGUAUUCUGACAGUGUUUUAAUUUAAACUAAUUUAAGGGUUAUUACAUUAUUUCGUUCCAAAUGGCUAAAGUUAGUUAAGUUUAACAACUUGUUGCAGUCUCCCGCUGACCAUAGACUGUAGAGUAAAUGACAUAAACUAUUUUUUUAAGUUCAAAAAGUCACUAUAUGUUUGUUUUAAAUGUGCUAAUGUGUGUCUAAGAAGCUUAUGUUGUUGUUUGUAUUGCAUGAUUUUACAAACAUUGCGUUGACUAAUUAUAAUGUCUUAGCUAUAU